GUAGAUGGCAAAAUUGUAAGCAGUUUCAGCAAGUUGAAUUGCGCGGCUCCUUCGUGUGUUUCUGGAAGCAUAAAUGCUGGACAAAGCAAAGUGACCAUUAAUUCCCAGUGCUGUAAUAAUACAGUUUACUGCAUCACUCAGCCUCUGUCAGACUUGCCAAAAAAGAGUCCUAACGGAAAUCAAUGCUUCACCUGCAAUAUGACAGACUGCUCAAAAAUGCUGGCCUGUGAGGGCGAUGAGACUCAGUGCUUUACUGCAACAGUUUAUGGUAAUGAUGGGAAGGUGCCGAUGAAGGGAUGUUCAAGCAGGCAGCUCUGUGGCAUCAACGGGACACAGACUCUGGGUUUACCUGCUCCUCUCGGUGCUGCUGUUACCAAAUGUUGCCAGGGAAACCUGUGUAACCAAGCUCAGAGUCCGAGAGCUUAUUUCCCCAUUCUGAUAGCACUUCUCUCUCUGUUUUUGUUCUGAUGUGUUCGGCCUUCCACUAAUUUUGAAGCACAUCUAAACCAAAAAAUAAUAAUAAUGGAAUUUUUUUAUUCUCACUGUAAACUGAAAAGGAAAAUUAAUUUCCACAGUCACUGAAAUAAUAAA
Molecule: messenger RNA, 591 nt
Organism: Danio aesculapii
Lineage: Eukaryota; Metazoa; Chordata; Actinopteri; Cypriniformes; Danionidae
Product: sperm acrosome membrane-associated protein 4
Exons: 3
Source: RefSeq, a predicted model, not a curated record